Messenger RNA from Salvelinus sp. IW2-2015, 2224 nucleotides. RefSeq names its product E3 SUMO-protein ligase CBX4. Gene Ontology annotation, molecular function: SUMO binding; SUMO ligase activity. NCBI's taxonomy places the organism in Eukaryota, Metazoa, Chordata, Actinopteri, Salmoniformes, Salmonidae. Gene Ontology annotation, cellular component: PRC1 complex. The record is from RefSeq and is a predicted model, not a curated record. Gene Ontology annotation, biological process: negative regulation of transcription by RNA polymerase II; protein sumoylation.
UGCAUGAACAGUUUUCUGCGACUCCUUCUCGUGUGCAAAGCCAAACGUAUCGCACUGCCACUGCCAACGAAUUCCGACUGGAGUGAGAGGGAAAGAGAGGGAAGAUCGGAGAGAAGGGAUAUCUCCCGUAUCAAUUUGAACGUCGGAGAAACAGCACAAAAGCGGGCAGGGUGACAUUUUCUACAGGCAUUGGAAGAGAAACCUUCCCUUUGCAUCGAAUAUGGAGCUACCCGCCGCGGGAGAGCACGUCUUUGCGGUGGAGAGCAUCGAGAAGAAGCGGAAUCGAAAGGGGAGGAUGGAAUACCUAGUCAAGUGGCGAGGAUGGUCUCCAAAAUAUAACACGUGGGAACCAGAAGAAAACAUUCUCGACCCGCGGCUGCUUGACGCUUUCCAAAACAGGGAGAGAUACGAGCAGCUUAUGGGAUAUCGCAAAAGAGGGCCAAAGCCAAAGCACCUGAUGGGCCAGGUCCCGUCCUUUGCCCGGAGAUCCAGCGUCCUCUCAGGCCUUCAGGAGACCGCCCUGGACGAKGACAACCGGCAGAAAGUGGACCCCAUCCAGACGGUGCGCUCGCAGACGCAGCAGUACCAGCUGAACAGCAAGAAGCACCACCAGUACCAGCCCCUGCUGGCCAAGGAGAGGGAGGCCGAGCAGCAGGCCAACGGAAAGAAGAAGCUCUACUACCAGCUCAACAGCAARAAACAUCACCACUACCAGCCUGACCCCAAGAUGUACGACAGCACCCAGUGCAUGAAGCCAAGGGAGGCCACCAAAGCUCCGGAACUGCCCACCAACCACAGCUGGAACCUGCCUCCCGCGCUGCAGCARAAGUGGGUCCGGGACAAGGACUCUGGUUGCCUGAGCAAAGUCAAGGAUAUCACCAUGGAGCUAAAGAAGCUUCCGGCUCACCUCAACGRCCACAGUGGCGAAUCGGAGCAGAGCAAGGCCACGGCCAAAGAGGACGCACCGCUGUUGAAGGAUAACGGUGUCAGCGACAGCAAGCUGAAGAUCGUCAAGAACAAAAACAAGAAUGGACGCAUCGUCAUUGUCAUGAGCAAGUACAUGGAGAACGGCAUGCAAGCGGCAAGGAUUAAAAAUGGAGAUGUGGAAACCCUUGACGAACCGCAGCCGGGCAAUGAUGAUGAUGCUGCAGAAAAUCAACUUGAAAAGAUGAGGCUCGUCCAGAAACUGGGUCUCACCAACGGAUUCGCGAAAGACUGCAAAAAAGGGUCUAAUGGAUCUAACGUAUUUAAGUGUCCUGCUGACAAGGUCGACUCGCCCAAAAUGGAGCUUAGUGCGACAGAGCAGAAUAAACAUUUCAAUGUCAGGGGUCAGAAGGAGGCUACAGAGGAUCAGCCCCUGCAGCUGACCACCAAACCUAACCUUGCCCCUUGGCCCUUUGAGAUGGGGGUUCAUAGGACUCAGMCAGGAAACGGCUCUUCUCCAGCCCUCAAACGUCACCUUUCGGAGGCAGACAAGGGCGAGGACCGGGGUGGCUGUAAACAGUUUCUAAACUCCCGGAGUAUCAGUGCACCCUGCACUGUGUCCUCACCUCCUCAAAGCAACUCCAUGGACCAAAAUGGCCACCAUAGCCACAAUGGCCACCAGGACGAGUCGAACCAGGACGAGCCCAUGGACCUCAGCUGUGUGAGGUCCAGACGGGAGGCUCCAGUUCCCACAGAGACACAGGUGGCUCCUGCUGAGGAGGAGAAGACUGCAGAACAGACAAAACCGCCAUUGGCUAUCACAACAGAACAGACUGUGAAAGGGAAGCCUUUUCCUUCAUUCAAGCCUUUCCUUGGGAAUAUAGUCAUCACGGAUAUUACAACAAACUGUCUCACGGUGACAUUUAAGGAAUACGUUACAGUGUAACGAAGCUGAAAAAGACGAUCUGAGGACGAGGGAUUAACAGCAACUGUGUGAAUUUGUACAAAUSUGUGUUGGAACAUAUUGGUAUUUUCAGAUGUUUGAAUGUAAAUAAGAACCCUUACAGUUUACAUUUAGUGGGGUUGAGAUUCAUUUUGUUUCUAUAAUUUGUAUGUACGUAGCUUUGGCUAUCAUUCUCUAAAUGAGCCCCAGAGUUUUUGUCAUACUUGAUGAUGUAGGCUUCUAAUUGAGUUACAAACUACUUUAGUACAUGCUAUUUUGACAUAUGGUAUCAGGGCUCAGUGAAAAAGCACUUACUCAUGUAAAUAUUAUUUACUUUUGAUAAAGGCUUUAUAUCCA